This is a messenger RNA of Perca flavescens (yellow perch), 3932 nucleotides long. It is a transcript of the gene lrrc32, whose product is annotated as leucine rich repeat containing 32. The coding region runs from base 249 to 2180 and encodes 643 amino acids. Gene Ontology annotation, molecular function: transforming growth factor beta binding. Gene Ontology annotation, cellular component: extracellular matrix. NCBI's taxonomy places the organism in Eukaryota, Metazoa, Chordata, Actinopteri, Perciformes, Percidae. The transcript is spliced from 3 exons. The record is from RefSeq and is a predicted model, not a curated record.
UCCCUGAGAACAGUGGGAGGGGGGAAGAGGGGCCAGCGAUGCAGGAUAUUCUCACAGGAUGUGAUGGCUGGACAGCAGCCUGAGCUGUGCGAUGUGGAGGGAAGAGUCAGCUGAGAGGAGCUUUUUUGGCUUGCGGUGUUUGCUUGGUUACUAUCGAUCAUCUGUGAGUGGGUGUGUGCGCUGAGGAUGUGAAAUCAACAUGGUCAGGAGGCAUUGUGAAGAUUAGUAAUCAGCUGAAAGUGAGCACCAUGGCCGCCUUCCAGCUGCUCUUCCCGCUGUUGGUCAGCUGCGUGGCGGCAUCCGCAGGUCCUCCCCGCCACCUCCCUGCAUGCCAAGUUGUCCAGAUGGAUGUGUUUUGCAGUGAUCUGAGCCUCAGAAGUGCCCCAGUCAACCUUCCUCAUGGCGUCCAAAUGCUGGACCUCUCUCGUAACCAGGUGCAGAAUCUCACCCAGGAAACUCUAGCGUACCACACCGGCUUCCAUCAUCUGAAUCUUCACUCUAACAAGAUCCACUUCAUCCAGCCGGGGCUCUUCAAAGACAUGACCGAUCUAAGAGUCCUGGAUCUGUCCAGGAAUCAUCUGAAUGUUUUUGCUUUCUCCAAAACCAACAUUGGGCCUCUUACAGCUGUAGAGUCACUUGAUCUUUCAAGCAAUGGGCUGUACACAGGGAUGUCGGACUAUUUCCUGGCUGAUUCUCCAUCGCUGGCAAACCUUUCUCUGAACAGCAACAGCAUCACCAAAAUAGCACAAAAUACCUUCAGUGGAUCCUCGUCAUUGAGGAAAAUCAACCUCCACAAUAAUGUCAUCAUGGAGAUUGAGGAUGGAGCUUUUGACUCCUUGGAUAGUUUGACUGAACUCGAUUUGUCCAAGAACUCAAUCACGUGCAUCACAAACUUCAAUCUCUGUAACCUAAAAGUGCUUAAUCUCAGCAAGAACAGCAUGGAGCUUUUCCAAAGCACAACAUCAACAGAUUGUUAUAAACUCCUCUCUCUUGAUCUAAGUGAAAACAAAAUGCCUUACUUCCCCCUUCUCCCCAGAAACAAUAUGCUUGAAUACCUGGACGUUUCACGAAACCAACUUCAAAGCAUCCAUGUCACAGGAAGUCCUGAUAUAAAGACAAAAGUUUAUUUUUAUCACCUGAAAUAUCUGGACAUGAGUUACAACCAACUCAAAAGCCUACCAGAGUCCUUUUUUGAAUGUAUGGGAUUACUCGAGGUCCUGAAUGUGAGUAAUAACUGUAUCAGCUCGUUCAAUAUCACCAGCCAAAGACUUCUACAGACAGUGAAGAUUAUCAAUCUCAGUUUUAAUUCGCUGCAGAGUCUGACAUUCGGGGAAAACACUCUGCAAUCGCUGGAAAAGCUCUUCUUACAUGGAAAUGACCUCACCACCCUGGACAAUCAAAUAUUUCAAAGACUUCCAAGCAUCAAACACCUGCAGCUCCAGCAGAAUAACCUGAUUAUCUGUCCCUUGGACCAAAACCACCAGGAACCCCCAGGUUGUGUCUCCUUUUCUUCAAUACCAAACUUACAGUUCCUGUACCUGUCUGAAAACAAUCUGAGGAGUCUGCCGGCGAACGCGUUUGCCAACAGCCCUCUGAAGUUACUGGACUUGUCCCUGAACCCGGGCUUAGACAUGGACAAAGACUCCCUCUCUGGUCUGGAGCAUUCCCUGGUCCAUCUCCUCUUGAGGGAAAACAAUAUUUCCAGUCUAAACACAGACCUGUCGUCGCUGAGGAGUCUCAAACACAUAGACCUGUCCACCAACCAGUUGACCGCUCUACCUACGUGGAACAAAGACUCCUCCAUAGAGUCACUAAACCUGCAACACAACAACCUGGUCACCCUGGAGUACAGCACCAUGCUCGCUCUGGAGCACUCACUAAAAACCCUCUACAUGGGCUCCAACCCUCUGAGCUGCUGCAGCAACAUUGACUUCCUCCACAUGGUCCAGCACUCGGCCGUGGUCGUUCCCGACAUCGAGACCGUGACCUGCAUUCACGAGGAGUAUUCAGAACCGGUCAACAUCGAGAAGGUGACCCAGGAAAUGUGUCAUAGAUCAGGGGGCCAGAACUAUAUUAUUGCAAUUGUAGUGAUAGUGGUAGUUGUGAUGGUCGUGCUGGGGCUGCUGGUUAAAUGUUGCCACUUGAGGAAACAAAAGCACAUCCGAAGCUUUAGUGCUUAAUGUAAAGCCGUGAAGGAAUUUAUGUUUGGGACUUGGUUGGUGGUUCUAACCAGGAAACAGUAGAAAAACAUGAAUGCAGUGUCUGUGAUGUCACCCAAACUCUUUUGAAGGAACAAUUUAAAGCUUUGAGUUGGGUUUACCACUAUCAUCUUUGCCACUAGAGUGAAUAAAUCUAAAUUUGAGAUGGGACACGCAAGAAGCAACCACAAUGGCUGGCUGAGACAGCUGUCAAUAAAAAAAAAAAGGACAUUCCGUAAUAUUUCCUAAAUGAAGACAAUACAAUAGACAAGCUGUUGAAACCAGAAGUUCCUGUGGAAAAUAUUCCAAAAAAAAAGUUUGGACUUUUUAGAUGAACUUCUAAACGUUUCGUGCAGUCAACAUCUAGUAGUCAUUUCAGGAACUGCAUUUUUAUGUCUAAAGCAGGAGUGUUUCCUGUUUGUUUGGUUUAUUGAAUGUAAAAGGAUGAAUCCACACUAAAACACUUCCACACUGUAGACCAUGCCAUAAAAAACUAAAGCAAUAGUUUUGCUUCCUUUCAGAGAGUUAGAUGAAAGGAUGUCUGUACACUGAAUUUGAAGGCAGGCAGCAGCCGGUUAGCUUAGCUUAGCAGUAAAGUUUGAAAACAGGGGGGAACAGUUAGCUUAGUUCAGUCUAAAACUAACAAAAUAUGCCUACCAACACCUCUAAGCUCACUACUUAACAUGUUAUAUCUUAUUUGUUUAAUUUGUACGCAGUAAAUGCAGAAAGUAGUCUUGUGUGUUGUUUUUGCCUUAAAUGAAUGAGAUAUAAUGUGUUAAUAAGUGAGUUUGAGAGGUUUUGUUACUUGGAGCUAAGCUAGCCCUUUUCCAACCAACUGCCAGCUGUAGCUUCAUAUUUAGCGUACAGACAUGAGACUGCUCUCAUGUCUGUAUCAUCAAACUUUCAGCAUGAAAGCAUAUUUCCCAAAAUGUUGAACUAUCCUUUCAAAGGUUGAAUGAGACAGAGAGUGUCGACACUGGAACAAAGUCAGAUGUCUUUUUUCUGUGACGUUCAGUGUAAGAGUAUCUGAGAGUGGAAUUUGCCUUUAAGCUAAAAAUAAACACUACAAAAGGUCAUGAAACAAAAUGCUCUAUUCAUGGCAGAUGAAGUAUGAUUAUGAAGUAUAUAUAGGUUGUACAAAUGCAACCCAAGCUGUCCCUUUACCCUUUAUGUAGUUUGCACUUUAAAUGUCGAUUUGUUUGUGUGAUUGUAACUUGUUCUGUGAAUGUUAACACUAAGAAUAAUUUUGUUACUAUAAAAACAAAGCUGGACAUUUUAAACAGUAUGUUUUCUGUAUUGAUCCCAGGCCUGUGGUGCGCCCCCAGGACACAAUAUCUAUUAGGCCUACAUGACAUAGAAAUACCUUUAAGGGAUGAAGAUAAAAGCUGGACUAAGCACUGAAAUUAUUGACUGUGAUACUCUGGUAUAUACGUAUUAUAUACAUUUUGUAUAUUUUUAGAUAAAUAAAUGAACAUGAAAUCCAGCGCUGUAUUGUGGGCUACACUGGGAUCCACAGUUUCAUACGAUUUUAAUGUGCUUGAUGCUAAAAUUAUUAUUAUUACCAACUACAAGUCAAACUGAUUUGUAAUAUUUCUUAUCCUGUGAUGUUAUUUUGUAACGUAAUGUAAGCAAUAUUUUGUACCAAAUGAAGGCCAUUUUUUACACUUAAACGCUGUGUGAAACAUUAUUUGUGUAAUAAAAACAUGUAAACCUCUGAACGUGGUAUUCACACCA